AUGCUGGUUCACUAUUUUUCACCGAAUUGUAAUCUCUUCAGAUCAAAGUGUGCAUGUUUACAGCUGACUGCCAAAGCAUACCAUGAAAACGCAGAGAUGGCAAAAGAUGCCAAGACACUUGGAUACAAAUACAAAAGGCUUCGUUCACCUCUCCCCACUGGGUGAGUUGGGAAAUGUGAUAACUUUGUGGUGUAAAGGUAUACUAUAUGGAAUAGGAUUUAGUAUUUGCUCAAAUGUUUAAGCAGAGCUCGUCUUCUGAUUUUAUUUAUUAUUUAAAUACAUUUGUAAUAUUUAUGAAAUUCAUAAUUGCAACUUUAUAUAUUUUAUUCACUGACCGGUGUAAUUCAGAGAACUGACAGCUCCCCUCUCCUCUUGUAUAAUUAUUUUUAAAAAUUUACCUUCACUCAGGUUUGCAACUCUCCCCUAUACAGAUUUUUGUAACACUGCGUGGGCAUUCUAACCAUGGUAUACUAAAUGCACUUUUAUAAAAUGGCAUUUUUACCUACAGACCACUGAACUAAGACAGACUUGAUUCAUAAUCUGUUUUGACUUUAAUCCAUCAAAUGCAAUGUGUUGGUAUCCUGGGAUCAAGAUUAGGAAACUGGGUAAAUUUAGAGAAGCAAUCACAGUGAUAGGGCAAUCUCUGGGUGCCACUCGUGGGUUUAUAAAGAAAAUGUGGCAUUGUAUGUGAAAUGACCACAAGACCUAGAGCAUAGAUUACUGUAACACCACCACAAUUCCACAUUUCAGUCAUCCGUUAUGCUUUGAAAUAGUUAUACUGUCCUGUUACACUUUUUUUCUUUUUUUUUUCUGUUGCUGGUGCCCAAUUGCGUUCAUUUCCACUCUGCAAAGUCUCCUACCUACAGUAUAAUUUGGUAAUGCUAUCCUGUGUUAUUAAUAGGACACACAUCUUCACAGCAUUCCUGAUUGUUCUACAAAGUUCUAGAGUGACCUGAGCAGUGAGCACUAAACAGAUAUUUGGAAUCUCCGUAGUUUACCUGUGUGAGUGCACCCUGCUCUUACGCUGUCCCUAUUUUGACCGCUUUGACAAACACAGAGGGAAAUGGCAAGUAGCAUACACGUCACCUUUUUUACUGUGACUUUUCUCUUUCACAAGGCCACAUAGACAGUGUCUACAGAAGUAUGAUUAGGUUUUUGAUCCUGUCUGAACAGUUCUCGAGUUUCAAAACUGCAUUUCUUGGAGGGACAAUCCUGCCCUUAUUUACUGGACUUACCCAAUGUACCUCUUAUCUAUGGAGCUCUAUUCUGUGUGCUUAUUUUCAGUGUACAGAGGCUUACUAUUUUACAAAUACCAAAACUCUGGAUUUCUACUCACCUUCCAUGUUCUUUUGUAUCACCUGUCUCCUUUCAUUUUAGAUUUCCAGGGCUCUUAAAACCCAACCAUAUUGGGUUUCUGGUUUUUAUCUUUCCAUUGUUUUGUGUAUUUUUGUUACCACUAUACAGAUUAUUGUGGUGGCGUUAGUGGUGAUGAAUUUGAAAAAUGUUAAAUAAAAUAUUCACAUAUUUCAUUCUCAAAAUCUAAAUUUUACUUUAAAAUGUGUCAACCUCAGAGAACCUCUUAAUUUUCACAAGAAUGAUUAAUCCUAUGUUGUGUGUGUAUAUACUACUGUGUUUCCCCCAAAAUAAGACAUUCCCCCCUCCCCUCCGAAAAUAUGCCCUAGCUUAUUUUUGGGGGAUGCUCGCUCCUGAUAUAAGCCCUACUCCGAAAAUAAGCCCUAGUCGUUUGCUAAUCUAUGUUCGGGGAAUUCCAUUCGCGAGUAAGCUUAUCUAUGUUCAGGGAGGUUGUCCCGAACAUAGAUUUGCAGGAUUCCGUGCCCUAGUGAACUGGUCUAUGUUCGGGGGAAUUCCCCCGAACAUAGACUUGCUUUCUAGCACGUUUUUACUUGAAAUAAGACUUUCCCCGAAAAUAAGCCCUAGUGCAUUUUUCGGGGGACAAAUUAAUAUAAGACCUGGUCUUAUUUUUGGGGGAAAGACGAUAGGCAUAACCAUGAUCCUGUGUUAACUUUACAAGUGACAUUUUUAAAUUCUAGAUUCUGAGUUUGUCAUCGUAACUGUUAAAUGUAAAACACAUCACAUUGGAUGACUAGUGCAGUUCGUAUUUUGUUGAUUAUUCCCCAUCCCCUUUUAUCUAUUCAAAUUUCAUUGCGAACCUGUGGUGUAUACGCUCCUAACUUACAAACCCUAGGACCCGAAUGCUGGACAGAACUCCUUCCUCUACACUCCCCCACAAUGAAGUCACCUCGACUCUAAAUAUUUCUUUAUUUUUAUUAAGUCUAUAGAUAAGCAAGUAAAUCUCACCUAAAAUAUUGUUGUUGCAGAUUGUAUGAAUGUAAUUUAACAUGCAAGUGUGACCCGAAGAUGUGUCAGAAUAGAGUUGUCCAGCAUGGCAUCCAAGUAAGACUUCAGGUUUUCAAGACAAAAAGUAAAGGCUGGGGUGUUCGCUGCUUGGAUGACGUAGACAGUGGGACAUUUGUGUGCACCUAUGCAGGUAAAUAGAAAGAAAGAAAAAUGUGCACAUAAACAAUGUUCUUUAUUACAUACUAUUAUGGAAAUGGUGAAUCACAGGUGAACAUACAUACUCGGACAAACUUUGUAUCCUCUAUUACAUGCUGACCAAUAGAAACGGUAAGUUUAUGGAAAAAUUUUACAUUGACUGUAGAGAUUGCCCUUUCUGAUACAGAGCUAUAUGUGUGGAUAUAAAUGUACUUGCUCUGCCUAGAGUGAUAUCUUUUUAAUGGCACUUGUCUGAGCCACUGUAGAAGGAGUCUCCCAUUUUAACCCAUUCACAAAAAAUGUUUACUACACCCUGUAUUUUAUACAGGUAGUGUGACUAUAACUUCUAGCCAGAAACUUAAUGAAACUAAAAAGGCUAGUUUAAAGGGACACUAUCGUAAGUAAUCUGGGUGCCUUCCCUCUCCCUUCCCCACAUAAUUUAGCCCCCGUGGUGUAAAAGAUUGCAGUUCUGCUCGAACAGCAAUGUUUAUAUUGAAGGGUUUAAUGCCUCUAGUGGCUGUCAGCAUGAGGUGCUUAUAACAAAAUAGCCAAGUAAAAUUUGGCUAUUCAAAUCACAUUUGUAUUGCUAAUGCUAUAGUGUUCCUUUAAGCGAGCUUCUGAUCUACAGGAAACAACACUUAUAUAAUUAGUACAAAAGAUUGGUCUGAUUCGCAAGGGCAGUUCGUAACUAAAAGUGAAAGAUAUGUCCUCUCUGCCUAGUCUCUUUAGCAAAUACUACUGUCAUCUCAGCAUAGGGAAAAUAGAGCCCUGCUUCAAUUCUAAAAUUUGAAUGUCAUAUCUUUUUCUUGUAAGGUCAGAACGUAAAUAUACAGCUUGUUUUCAUUCUGAGAUAUUUUCCAGUAAAUAGUAUUUAAUAAUGAAAUGUGUGGUCCUUUGCAGGUAGAAUAUUUGUCCGGUCAUUUGACACAGACUCCAACAAAAUGGCAAUAGGUAGCACAUUCGAUAAUGAUGAAGGAAACCAAGCAACUGCUGCCUCUUCAAUACCUGUAAAUCGGAAAAGACAUGUUUCUCAUUCUGACUCUGAGAUCAUUCUAAUGCAUUCAACUCCAUGCACAAAUCCAAAAUCAUUUAGUUCUAGUCAGACCGAAAUUAAACGGUAAGUAUUGCCUGGUACUUCUGUUUUACAUUACAUUACACUGAGGACCCAUUGCUAUGAAUAAAAACGGAUGAUAAUUCACAAGACAAAAAUAACCUUGACUCUUCAUAAAUUAUUGUUAAGACCACCACCUUAAAGAGGCUGUACAGUUUUGGGUACCUACAAAAGUCACUGUGCAAAAGUGAUAUUUAGUGAAUAAAUAUACUCAAGUUAAAAUUUAAGUGGAAACAAAUAAAUUUCUUGGCAAACAGCUACCACACUAUAACAAACCAAUACAGCAACUGCUAAAAAAAAAAAAAAAAAGUUUUUUUAGUGGAGCACUAUGUAUCAUACAAGCGCAAAAUAGUUUUUUUUUUAGUGUUAUCACAUUUGAAACCGUAAAAAAAUUAAAAAUAAAAUCAGUACUUGUCUUGUUUAUGCAAGCACAUUCAAACAAUUGGGUGUACCUUUUAAAAAAACAAAUAUUCUACUUAUGCUGCACAAAAUCUUUUAACGACAUAUUAUACUAUGUGUUUCUAUCUUAUGGGUCUGUUACAUAAGACUAUUUGAGCAAAGAACAUACCAUACAUGAGGGGAGUGGUCGCCUCUAUGGACCCACACACCUUUCAUACCUGAGCUAAGUUACAUAGCCCUGAAAAGUAAUUGUUCCAUUUUUCAUUUUAUUAUGUGUUAUAAAAAAGGUUUUUACACUAUUGUGUGUGUGUGUGUGUGUAUAUAUAUAUAUUGUAUUUUAAAGGUAUAUACACCGAAUUGUAUGAAUAUGCUUGCAUAAACAAGUACUUUUUCUACAAAAGGUUUUAGAUAUGAUAACAAAAAUAAGUAAAAAAACAAAACAAAACUAUUUUGCACUUAUAUGAUCUAGCGCUCCACCAUAGUCAUUUUUGUGUAGUUUUGUGUACCGAUUUUAAAGAAGUAUGCUGUUGCAGAGGCAGACUUUAAAAUUAUUUGUAGGAAUGUAAGAUUUUAGUUGGUAGAAAAGGUUAAAAACUCGUUUACUUGCGUAAAACAUGACUCAGAGGGGAUAUUAUAACCUACAAGUGGUUCUUUGGUAAUUUGUACAUUAAUAGUUGUCCAAAAGACAAGAACUCACCCAUUUAAUCUUCAAGAGAGGAGAUUUCACCUAAAGGAAAGGGUUCUUUACAGUAAGAACAACAAUCCUCUCCCUUCCAACUCCCCCCUGCCCCCUUUGAGAUGACUCCCCCAAGGGGUAUCUUUUAUUGGCCUGCCCACCUCAUAUCAUGUCAUACAAUGUCAAGAGUCUUGCAUCAACUGGUCAUUCAGAUAUGCUUGCACCACCUCCAGGAGCUCUGGCCACGCAGGUGACCCUAGUACAGUAAGUCCAUUUUAGGGGAAGUGCUUCCCCGGACAUGCAGGAUCACACUAAGCUCAUAACUACUUGGCUAAACAGGUGGCAGUUGCAACUAUAAUGUACCGCUCCCUCUCCUUGCACCACAUGGAGACACUAGGUGACUCAGGUGGACAAAAGUCAUUUUAUUGGGCUUCAUCAUGGGCCAUUCCAAUACGUUGAAGCAAAAACUGUGAAAAUUAGAAAUCUGAGAACAGAUAAUAGCUUAGAGAAACUCUUGGUAAAUCCCUGCUCAGGUCUCAUAUGUUUUUGCUCAUUUCAGCUGUUUUAUAUGCCCCUAAUUUCAGAAAAAAAUGCAUUCAUUGCCUCAGUGGUUGCCUGCCUUGAAGGGACAUUGAUCAACAGGUUUGAUCUUAACAUCUCCCUUGCCUCACUGAUGAAUACUUCCAGGGGACUCUCUGCAAUAACACAGGCUUUCCUGAACUCUAUUUGGUAAUCUUUUCGGUAUAUAGGUCUUGUGAAUUGCUGGCACGUUCUGCGCUCAGGCAAGAUGGACUUCUCACUCAACCCCCCCUUGGUCCAUAUAACCUAUAAUUGAUUACUUGUUCUUAGCCCAGGAUUAUCUCCCAAACUCCACUCCACUGAGGUAGGUACCUCAUCCUGAUCAGACCACUUCCUAGUCUCCUUCCACAUUAAUUAUCCCCUUUUUUAAACCCAUUGAGAAGUACUGGAGGAUAAAUGACUCCCUUUUGCUGGACCAGGAGUUGACUACCACAGUUCUUCACGUACAGUGAGAAGAGUUUGAGGAAGGAGAGGCGGUAGAAGAGUUUUUCUGUAAACCAUCUGGGAGGCACAGAAGUGCUUUAUUACGGGGCAUUUCAUUUCCCUAGGGUCCAAAUAGAAAUAUGAACAAACAGAACCAUAACGGAUCUCUCUAAAUGGUUUCAGGACCUAGAGGUCAAACACAUAUGCUCCCCCACUGACUCGAAUUACUGGAUAUUGGUGACUGCUCUCCUAGUUUCCAGAUACAAGAGACCAGGAAUUCAAUUCCUACUACUCUUCCCUCUACAGAUCUUCUCACAUGAUUGAGAAGGUUGAUGCCUUCCAGGUGAAGUAGUCAAAGAUCAGACUACUUUACAAGCCAUUUGCAUUGCACCCUCACACUGGAGACAAUGGAUUUCCAAUUUCCCUGGAAGAACUACAGUUCGCCCUCAAGCUGACCCAGAUGGCAAUGCCCCCCUGACCAGACUAUCUUACUUUAGAGUACUGAAAGACCUUUGGCGACUUCCUUCUCCACAAAUAAUUAGACUUCCUGAAAAUUCUCUCUCACUAAGCUACUUUCCUGAGAGACUCUCUAAUGGCCAACAUAACUUUAUUUUUUUCUCACAGGUGGAUAGCUGACUUGUGCUCAUGCAUUUUGGCUCAAGUACAAAUAAACAGGACUCUGUCCUCCCCAUUACCUAUGCUUAAUGGAAUAGACUGCCCCUUACCUCCUCUCAUGUUUUUCCCUUCUUUAAACCUUUUCUUGAUUUGAUGUGCUUCAUCAGAGUGAAAGUGUGUGGGGGAUAGUUGUGGGGCAUCUGACCCAACUAUAUCCCUCCUUAAUAUUCUUGCCAAAUUCAGGGAAUACUGUUCUCUAGGCGUUCUCAAAUUAAAUUUAAUAAAAGUUUGAAAUUUUGAAUGUCACAAUCCCAUCCAGAGAUAGCGAUACUGAGAGACAAUAUUCUCUUUUAAAUGAUGCAUGGACGACAUACGAUAUUUGGACCUCUAGGCUCACCCCAAACCUUCCUGACUUUAGACAUUAAAGUCUAAUGCUCAGAUUUAGCAAGAGUGAACUCUAGCCCUGCAGGUAAGAAGGGAGCACGGAUAUUAACUAAACAGUCCCCCCUAGCCCCACACAAUACAUACACAAAGCACCCUCACAUACACACACAGCACCCUUAUACAUACAUACAUACACACACACACACAAAGCACCCUUACGCAUACACACACACAGUGCCCUCACACACACACAAAGCACCCUUACGCAUACACACACACAGCACCCGCACACACACACAGCACCCGCACACACACACAGCAGCGUACAUGUACAUACAUACAUACAUACACGCAGCAUGUGUGUUUGUGCUUUAGGGUGCACACCCUUAUGCAAUAAGCUGUGCACUCCUGUAUCUUCUAGUUUGCUUACUAAAUGCUGCUGCAUGUUACCACAGUCUUACACCUACUCCCCCUGUAAAGUGGGGUAAGGAGAGAAUCUGGCUGCCAGUUUUAAGUCGAGAAGGAUUUUUAUCAAAACAAUUUAUUGUAACCUUAUGCUUGUGCACAAAGUACUUUUGGAAUGGUCUCAAUGAAUUAUUAGCUUUUUAUUUUGAUUCAUUUUGAACAGGAAUUGUAUUACAUUUAUCUAUGCAGAGGCAAUUUAAACUAUUUUAUUAAGUAAGGUAAACCAUGUGUUUUAUUUUUUUUUUUAUUUAUUUUUUUUAUAUCAGAGUUAAAAAGGAUGCAUCUAAGGAAAGACUUUCAGACUCCGUGCCUAUUAAAAGACCUAAAACUAGGACAGCUGUUCUACAAAAACUCAGACGGCAACUCAUUGAAGAGGUACAUCUAUACAUUUGGGUGGAAGAUGGUCUGCAAUUGUUAUGCUUGUGUCUUUCUAUAUGAUUAUAUACUUUAUCUUAAUAUAUCAAAACAAAAUACUAUGUAUUCAUAUAUUGGAUACACCAAUCCAAUUAUAUCAAAAUUUUCAUUUUAUUAACAAAUAUUAAAAAGAACAAAAAUGUAUGUAUGAUAUCUCGUUUAAUCCAAAUGAAAUUCGGAACCUGAAUUACAAAAUCUAGACCUUGUUAAAUAGUGUGAACAAUGUGCAAAUAUUGCAGUCCAAAUGGCUUCCUAUGCAGUCGGAUGGGUUUUCCCUAUUAGGACUUUAGAGAUUAACGCCGCUUAACUUAUUUGGUCUGUGGUCAGAUCCACCAUAUUCAGCUCUUUCCGGCUCUUUCUAGUGCUGUCUAAGCUUUAUUUUUCUAUUCUGUAAUCUUGAGCAUACAUCCUCGAACUGUUUUUCUCCGUAAGCAGCUUGUCUCAUUUCCCCACUAAGGGAUCCUGCAUUCUGCAACACAGUUCAGAUGAUGAAGAUUUGGUUUUGCAAACUGCUGGGAAGGUGAUCCACACAGGUGAUUUUUUUUUUUAUAAUUAGAUUUUUUUUGUUGUUUCGUUUUGUUUUACUCUAAGCAUCAUAACCACAACAGCUUUCCAGGUUAUGGUACCACUGCCUCCUGGUUCUGCUCAUUCAACAAAUACCAUUUAAAUUUGGACAGAAUUGACAUUGCUAAUGUGGAAGCAUAACUUCCUCAACUGCAAUUUGCCAAAUAUUUGCCAAAUGAUAGGCAAGGCCAGUAGGCACCUGUGGAACCCUUGGUUUGUGUAAAAAUGCAGAGGGCAGUAGUGGUUACGGUGCUUAGAAUGUCUCUUAACAUGUGUUUAUUUACAAGGUAUCCUACAAAGAAUACACUCUGCAGGGCUCUUUGUGUUUUUGUGUGUAUGUGUCAUGUCUCUUACUGCAUUAUAUGAAAACAUUGUGCUAGCAGAAUUGCUAACAAAUGAUUUCAAAUAAGUCUAUUUAUUUUUAAAAUAUGUCAAUCAGUUGUUGGCAUAAAUCUCUAUGAAUUACUGGACAAGAGUAGUGCAGGCAUUUCUCCAGAUUGCACAGCGACCAUAACACAGGGCCUUGCUCCUUUAGCGAGAACUUCUUACUCCAUUCUGAUGAUGUGCUGUCAUUGAAACUAGUGUGUUGGCAUCUCGGGGAAUGGCUGCCAAGCAGAUCUAAUGUUGUUGAAAAGAGGGCGGAAGGAAGGAGUAAUCAGGAGGUGGUGAUUACAUUACUGUAACGCCCACAAAGCUGCAGCAAGCUAGAUAGAAGAUAAGUAACCCAUUAAUGGCUCCUAAAUUAAUAGAAUAGGUCAAUUAUCUUUAUCAUUCAAUAUAUAUAUUGUUUUAGGAGCUGUUAAGUGUAAAGAUGAACAGGUUUGUUGUAAGAGACUUGUUCCAGCUGUUUUAAAAAAAUUUUUUUUUUAAAUCUAUUUAUUUUGGUUGUAUUUCAGAAGAAAGUGAGUCUGAUCAUGUGGUACGUGUAGCAGAGACUACAACCAACCAGUCUGAAAAGGCUGUAGGGUAUAUCUCAGAUGACAGCAAUACAUCAAUUCUAUCUGAUAUAUGUCCAUUGGAAACCUCUUCAUGUGAGGCAAAAGAUGAAUCCAACAAGGCUACUGUUUGUUUGUUGGCUUCUCAACCUCCAUUCUAUGAAGAAAAUGAGUAUUACUUAGACGCAUCAAAAGAAGGGAAUGUAGGGCGGUUUUUGAAUGUAAGUAUAAAAUGAAGCAACUAAUCCGAAUCCUGUGUUCUCUGAUAAUUAUACUUAGAAAGAUAAUGGGUUUAAUUCUGGGGAAAAUGGCCUCCUCCGGUGUGGUCCAAUCAGUGCCGUUUGAAGGAAUUUGGGGGGCCCCAAGCAAAAUAGAUAUGGAGGCCACCCGCCCCCCCCCCACGCAAGCAAAGCCUACAGGAACCACAGCAUAGCCAUACAGUUUAAGUUCACCCACACUUUAAAUAAAUAAAAAAGGUUUACAGUGCAAAUACUGCUGUUGCAUAUACUGUGCAUAAAUAAAUGUUUACAGUGCAAAUACUGCUGCUGCAUAUAAUGUGCAUAAAAUUUGAACAUUUUCAACAAUUGAACAUUUGCAAAAAACAACACUGUACCAUAAAAUCAAAUAUACAUUAAAAAAGUGCACAAUAACUAAAUCCAACAUACAUAAAACACACACACUAACAGACACACACACACUCACAUUACAUUUUUCAUUUCUCACAAACAUGUGCAAAUUAUCUAAAACUGCUCUCCCUCCCUAUGUUCUUUUUACUCCCCCCAUGUUCUUUUUACUUUCCCUCCCCCCCUCCCUUCCUCCCUAUGUUCUUCUCACCUCCCCUUCCCUGUAGCGUGGCCAAACUCCUCUUCCUCCUGGCUGUCAGUCCUGCCGGGAACAGGAAACUGAAUCUCCUGUACCGCGCGGUAACCGGCCGGACUGACAGCCAGGAGGAAGAGGAGCUUGGCCACACUACAGGGAAGAGGAGGACGGAGGUGACGAGAGAGGAGUGCUGCAGCCGCCUGAAGCUCUCUAUAGAGCGCUCAGGCGGCUGCAGCCUUAUAGAUAGCACCGGCUCUGCUUGGCACCCUGGGCCAGCUCGGGGCCCCAAGCAAUUGCUUGCUUUGCCUGCCCGGUAGCGACGGGCCUGGGUCCAAUCCACUGCUCUUCUUCAUAGUGGAGCAUCGAGGAGCUGAUGCACAUGCACAGCAGCCAUCCAUGCAUCUCUAUAGGAUAGCACUGUAUUCAAUAUUUCAAUAUUUCCUAAGUGCUUUGUCGUCAUUUGACAGGGUUUUACGUUGUGCUACAGAAAGUGCCUCUAGUGGCUGUCUGCAUGAGUGCCACUAGAUCUGGCUUUAAUCCUGCAAUGUAAACCUUUUUUUUUUAAAUAAAUUCGUUAGAUUUGAAAAGAACAAACUAGCAAGGUCUGGGUGACCAUAGUGUCCCUUUAAAUGUCCUCUUCUUGCCUCCCCCAGGAGUAUAAAAAGAUACUUGCAUCUCACUGUCCCUCUGUGUCAGCCUGUCUUGAAUAUAUGAAGAAUCUGAAAUUCCAGAGUCAAUCUCUGGUCACUCAUUUAGUCAUAUGGAGCUUUAGCAGCAGAAAUGAGGUCACCAGCAUGCUUGCAUACAUACACAUUAAAGAACCCAAAAACAAAAGAGAAGUGUUGCGCUCAAAUCAUACUUAACAUCGAAUUUGAAGUAAAUUCUGGAGAAAAAAAAUGCACUAAAGUGCAGAUUAUCCUUAUUAAUUAUAUAAUAUAUUACAAAUACAUAUGUGCGUGAGCCCUAUCAACCCUGGCUCUGGGUAAAAAAAUGCUCUUUUUUGAGAGGGAAUAACUCACACAGUGGUCAGGCAGCUUGUGGCAAUCCUUUUUUAUUUUUUAUUUUUUUGAAACCCCUUUAUUAUCCAUACAUUGAAUAGUAGUAUUAAAUGCAUAUAAAUGUAUAUAAAUACUGAUAAUCUGAAUAUAAAGAACUGUACAUGAUUCCUAUUAAGAAGAUGAAAUUGCCUUAAAGGUUUAAUGUGUAGCAAACUCCCCCCCCCCCAGCUGCAGAACGGAUUUUAACCAAUAAGAGACUUGAGAGCUGGAGGAAGGAGAGAUGGUCGUUGUCUGAUGAAGCACGGAGGAAAAGUGGUGGGCAAAACACGUCACUGAAACUUCAUCGGGAAGUAGAGCUAAGACCCAGCACUCUGCGAAACCCAGGAGUAAAAUCUAAAAGUCUGCUUGUUGUGCCGCAAUCUGCUUGA
This is a messenger RNA of Pelobates cultripes (western spadefoot toad), 11324 nucleotides long. NCBI's taxonomy places the organism in Eukaryota, Metazoa, Chordata, Amphibia, Anura, Pelobatidae. The record is from the annotation of a GenBank genome assembly.